Messenger RNA from Mya arenaria, 2474 nucleotides. RefSeq lists its product as uncharacterized. NCBI's taxonomy places the organism in Eukaryota, Metazoa, Mollusca, Bivalvia, Myida, Myidae. The record is from RefSeq and is a predicted model, not a curated record. Bases 709 to 2010 code for a protein of 433 amino acids. The transcript is spliced from 8 exons. Gene Ontology annotation, molecular function: zinc ion binding.
UGUGUUUAUUUAGAAUGAAAUAUCCAUGUCACAUUAAUAUCAUGUCAAGGACUAUUUACAUGUAACAUAUAAGUUUUAGCAUAGAAACAAUAAGCACUCAUUGUUUGAUUACAAAAGUUAAUAAAAAGUUCAAAACUGCAUUUGGUUGCUAUGGUAACUAUUGAUAAAGCCAUUUUCACUCAUUUUCUACAUGUUUACCAAAAAAUAAUGUUAUUCAUAAAGUUGUGUUUUAAGUAAUUGACUUUUUUAUGAUACCAAGCAAUUGCAUAAAUAAAAUCUGAAGUUGCAAGUCAAAUAUUAAAAAAAACAAUGGAUAUACUAUUAGAACAUUUUGUAACAGAGGGAUUAAACACAAUUUGAACUAAAUGUUGGCUAAAUCUGUUCUUAUUUUGAAUGAAGUAUAAAAGUCAAAAUAUUAAAAUAUAAAACUAUGUAUCUUUACUUGAAUCACAUAAACUGCAAAAGGAAAAUAACAAGUAUACAUCGCUAAUGUCCAUAGUGAUAAAGAAACUUACAACAAACGUCAUAGCAAAAUUCAGUUGCUAUGGUUACUUAUGAAAAUGCUAUUACCAAUCAUUUUUGAAAGUCUGCAUAACAAAGAAUUAUAUCUUAGUUAAAUUAUUUAUAGUUAUAGGGCAUGUAAGUCACGUCAUGUGACCUCCGAGAAUUAACGAGAGUUUGCACUUCCGGGUACAAACAAACUACAACAUGGCGCUGUCAAUUUUGUACUGGUCGAGAUACGUCGACGGUCAUGUGAAGCUUACAAGAAAAAGUGAAGCAGCGGUAGAAAGCGGGAGAGUAUUACGAUUUUCCAUCGAUGAACUAAGAGUGAUACAGGCAAAUGUUCAGGCAUCCAUGAGAGAUACGUCGUAUUCUGUCCAGAUAUUCCUAGAGCAAGAAAACAAUGGUGCAGUGCAGUCUACACGUUGCCAAUGCCCUAUGGCUGAGUAUAAAUGCCAUCAUGUAGCAGCAGUCUUGUUGUUUGGGUACAAGAGAGCUAGCAAAACAGAUAUAAAAUGCAGUUGGCUCAAACAUCCGAAGUCAGCACCUCCAAAGACUACAGUUACAAUGACUGACUUAUAUCCCCCAAGGCAACAAGAGUACAGGGCUCUUAAGAGGACUGUCACAGCAGACGACAGAUCAUUUCUAUAUAACUGCCUAGGGCAGUUAGGGCGUUUCACAGCUUUACACUGGAUUCUGUUGGAGGAACCCAAGCCGCCACAACUUCCAUUACCACUGAUUGAAGAUGUGUUAUUAAGCCCAGGAUACCUUUCAUCACAAGAUCCACGCACAUAUUUUAGGCGAUCACUUGUUCUGUCCCAGGAGAAGAUAACCCAGAUAGCCUUCAUGACAACCGGGCAGAGGGAAAACUCCCUUUGGGCAGCCGCCAGAAAGCUCCGAUUCACUGCCUCCAACUUUGGACAAAUAAUUGCUGCUUCCAAACGCAAUCGAUUAUGUGCAUCCCUGAAGAAACGGCUACUGAGCGCCUACAAUCUUCAGAAGAGGGCGCCUAUCCAGUGGGGAAUAACUCAAGAGAAAAAUGGGUUAGAUGCAUAUUGCAGAACUGGAGGGGUGACAUUGGUACAAACUGGCAUUUGGCUUCAUGAAUCAGGCAUCCUUGGGGCUUCACCUGACGGGUUUGUUCAAGGAGAUUAUUGUGGCCGCAUUCACCUCCAAGAUAAGGAACAGCCAGUAAUGUCACCAGACAUCAUCGAGGUGAAGUGCCCUUUCUCUGCCAAGGACAUGACUAUUACGGAGGCAUGCCAUUCAAACAAAGACUUCUACCUAGACCUAUCACCAGAUGGCAGGAUGUGCUUGAAACGCUCACAUGACUACUGGCACCAAAUUCAGGGACAGCUUCAUAUUACUGGCACUCAGUGUUGUGAUUUGGUUGUUUGGACAACGAAAGACAUGCAAAUUGUUAGAAUAUUAAAAGACAAUUCUUGGGCAAUUAAUAUGUCUUCUAUGAUUGAUUUUUACAUGUUGACAUUUUUACCAUCUCUUAAAUGAAGAUAUACUUUAUUGAGUUUAUUUUCUUCAUGAAAAUGAUGAAUGUACUAAUGUAAUAGCUGACACUGAAAAUGGACCAUUUUCAGAGUUUGACACUGCCAUUAUAAAAGAUUUAGUAGUCUGUAUCACAUUCAAUGUUAACUAUCAAACACUGCUUUUACAAACUUCUGUCAUCUUUGAAAACUAUUUUAAAGUUUGAAAAUUUGUUAAUUGAAUCAAUUAUUUUAAACAAAAGGGAAGUCCUGCGAUCAUUACAGAAACUCUUUUUAUAUAAAAAAAGCUGGAUCACAUGGCGUAUGCACAAUUGACCUCAAUUCUCGUUUUAAAUUUGACCUUAUGCACAGAAAUUUGGUGUGUUAUAUUUGUUUGUCAUAAAUAUAAUACCGUUUUUUUUAAAUUUCAUACAGGUGGUGUUUGAUUAUCAUGCACAGGACACAAACUGAAGUAAAAGAAAGAUCUUUUCA